Molecule: messenger RNA, 1607 nt
Organism: Acomys russatus (golden spiny mouse)
Lineage: Eukaryota; Metazoa; Chordata; Mammalia; Rodentia; Muridae
Gene: Hemk1
Product: HemK methyltransferase family member 1
Exons: 10
Coding region: 567-1589 (340 amino acids)
Biological process (GO): protein methylation
Cellular component (GO): mitochondrion
Molecular function (GO): nucleic acid binding; protein methyltransferase activity
Source: RefSeq, a predicted model, not a curated record
CUCCCAAGCAUGACAGUCUCCUGCCAUCUAUUAGUGACUCCCUGGUGUGUGAUAUACUAUCUUCCAGGCCCUUGACAUUCAUUGGUCAAGACACCAUUCACCAGAGAGCUGGUGGUGUUUUCCCCCACACUUUGGAUGAACAAACUAGAAGUCAGAAACAAUGACUUGACUGAACUCACUCACACUGAGGUCUGACAUAGGUCUGCCCUACUCCCAAGCCUACACCUUGACUAUCAACAGGGAGCAAGUUCUACCAAUUCAACCUACUUCAGCUGAAAAUAACAAAACAUUACUCGCCAAGACAAAAAGAAAUCAGACGGGUGGUUUGAGCAUGUGGAUAUAGUCCAGGAGGUGACAGAUUAAACGCACACUCUUGUCAGACAGUUUUUUGAGCCUUUCCGCAUCUUCCUUUAGGGUGACGACAUCUGAGAAACAAAGCAAUGGAGAACCAGAGCCCAUGACCCAUCCUUCUCCACCCAGCCCAGCCCAGGGAUCACUCCCAACCCCUACCUCGGGAACUGAUAGCACAGGGGAGACUUAGGAGCACGGAAACCUUUCUCCAAGACAUGAAGCUUUGGGGCCGAAUACUUUGGACCUUCCUAUCUGGUCCCAGGGGCAGGAGGGGAGUCCCCCAGGGCUGGGCCUGCAACUCACGGAAGCCUUACUCAUGUCUGGCUGGGCUGUUGAAUGCCACAGAGAUGGUCAGCCACUGGACGAAGGUCUUUGAGGAAAGAGGUAUCCCAGAGCCCCGGGAAUCCAGUGAGUACAUCGUGGCUCAUGUCCUUGGAGCCAAAACAUUUCAGAGCCUGAGACCAGAACUUUGGACCAAGCCACUGACCCCUCAACAACUGGAGUGCAUCCAGGAGCUAUGUAGCCAUCGGUUACAGAGGAUGCCGGUGCAGUAUAUCCUUGGGGAGUGGGACUUCCAGGGCCUGAGUCUGAAGAUGGUACCCCCAGUGUUCAUUCCUCGGCCAGAGACAGAAGAACUGGUUGGCUGGGUUUUAGAGGAAGUGGCCCAGAGGCCCCCUGCAGUGGGAGCCCAAGGUGGUCCCCUCAUUCUGGAGGUGGGCUGUGGAUCAGGAGCCAUUGCCCUCAGCCUGCUAAGCCAGCUCCCCAAGAGUCAAGUCGUUGCUGUGGAUAAGGCAGAAGCUGCUGUUAGCCUCACCCGUGAGAAUGCUCAGAGGCUUCAGGUGCAGGACAGGAUUCGGAUCAUCCCUCUUGACGUCACAUCAGAGGGGUGCUGGACACAGCUUCUACCCUGGGGCCCCGUGGACUUGGUGGUCAGCAACCCUCCCUACAUCUUCCACAAGGACAUGGAACAACUGGCUCCAGAGAUCUGCAGUUAUGAAGACCUGGUGGCCCUGGAUGGUGGUGAGGAAGGCAUGGACAUCAUUACCCACAUCUUGACCUUGGCACCCCGGCUCUUGAAUGCCUCUGGAAGUAUCUUCUUAGAAGUGGACCCAAGGCACCCGGAGCUUGUCGGCAGCUGGCUUCGGAGCCGGCCUGACCUGCACCUUAGUCUUGCGGCUGUACGUAAAGACUUCUGUGGCAGGCCCCGGUUCCUGCAUAUCCAGAAGUCUGCAUCAUAGUGUGGCUUAUCUAUAAAG